AUGGCGCAUGCGGCAUGAGUAAUCCAACGCGAAUAGAAAAACAGUUCUUCAGUCUACUUUUUGUAGGAGAAUAUCUCCGCCAAAUCUGUGACAACUGACGGUAGACAACUUAACUGUGGUCUAGCUCUACGAAACACUGUCCUGUUGCAUUCAGUAGAAAGAUAGUUGGACGUUUUCUUUCUUUCAACCGGAAAACAACUGUGGUACACAGCCGAGGAUAAUGACCGAGCAAUCAGCUUUGCUGCUUCGAAAACAAUUGGCAGAACUCAACAAGAAUCCUGUGGAGGGCUUUUCGGCAGGCCUCAUCGACGAUGACGACAUCUACCAGUGGGAAGUGGUCGUCAUAGGGCCUCAGGACACACUCUUUGAGGGGGGAUUUUUCAAAGCACAUUUAACAUUCCCACACGACUAUCCUCUUCGGCCUCCCAAAAUGAAGUUUGUCACUGAAGUCUGGCACCCAAAUGUGGCUAAGAAUGGGGAUGUGUGCAUCUCGAUUCUGCAUGAGCCGGGAGAGGACAAGUUUGGCUACGAGAAGCCGGAGGAGCGCUGGCUGCCGAUCCACACCGUGGAGACCAUCAUGAUCAGCGUCAUCUCCAUGCUGGCCGACCCCAACAGUGACUCGCCUGCUAAUGUAGACGCAGCCAAAGAGUGGCGGGAAGACCCUAAUGGCGAGUUCAAGAAGAAGGUGGCGCGCUGCGUGAGGAAGAGCCAGGAGAUGGCCUUCGACUAAAGACUUCUACUGCUACUGCCAACAUACAAGUCCUCCCUAAAAGGACAAAGCAGUGGAGGACUUGACCAGCCGCCCCCUUAAAAGACUUUUGUACCCAUGUCACAUGGGGGAGAUGGACAUACAAGCAGCGUUUCUAACAAGGUCAUUUUUCUUUGCCCCUCUGAAGGCCUGCUCCUCAGUUCUUCAACAGCAUUUCUGUUCCUUCUUUAAUAUUAUUUAUUGUGUUUAGAUUUACAUUGCAUGUUACCCCCUUUGUCCUUUUUACUUUUUUCUCCUGCCACUGAGCCAUUGUCUUACAGGAAGAUGAUACAGUUUUCAUUUUGUUCUUAAAAUAUUUCAGUUAUAUUAUUUUAAGUCCCCCCUCUUUCUCCUCCCUUGGAGAUCUGGGGUGAAUUUCUCGAAAUCAAAGUUGCUCACUACAUUAGCUACUUCGUUGCUUUCAAUGCAUUUUCCCAUUGGCAACUACCGAAGUUGCUAACAGGCUAACAACUUCUCUUUCGAGAAACUCACCCCAGAAGAGCUGAAUGACGGCAGUUACAUGGACGGAGUAUUCCGGUUUGAAACAAAAUAUUGUCAGCACUGAAUUUAAAAAAAAACAAGUUCUGGAGUAUUCUGUUUACAUGUGUGGAAUAGCGUUCUGCAACUGGAAUAUUCCAGAGACACGGCCACAUUUCAGAAUGAGUUUACAUGACUCCUGCGCAAUCCAAAUGCUGCCAAUAUUCCGUUUAAAAUCGUAACAUUUCCUGCAUGUAAAUGCGUUCAGUGAUGCAAACGUCUCCCUGAUGAGAUCUCCUCACUCCCUCUGCUGCCUUAAUUAAGUUGUUUUUCUUGCGAGCAAGGAAUCCAGUGAUGUCACAUCGAUGUCGGGAUGAUUUUUCUUAUGAGUGGGUUUUGAAAAAUAACUGUUUUGAUCAAAGCAAAAAAAAAAAAAGUUAUACUUGCUUGAGGGAAUAGAGCAUAUUUUUUGUAUUAUCACAUGAUCUCAAAAUAAGUAUUUUUUUCUGUGUGUAAAUAUGUGCUGUACCAUACGGAUGCCAAUCAUCAUGUCUGUACCUUCACCCUCAUCAUCAUUUUAUAAUGAUUGGUGCAUCUAGAGUCGUCCUAGUCUCAUUUAUUACCUACACAUUAAUGUUUUAUGAUUCUGGACAUAGGUUCAACUGUACGGCUCCAGUCUUCCUCAAAGCGCCUUCCAGAGAGGCUUGUUUUCCUGAUCUGAGUGACGUUUUAAAGGUGCACUGUGUAAUAAAUCUAGUUGUUCAUUUCCAGAUUUUGCACUGUCCAUUCACAAAUGUCACCUUUUUGACAAAUACUUACCACCACCAUUAAAAUCUAAGAAUUUGUUAUGACUGGGAAAACGGCAUUUUGAAUUUCCAGACAUGGGCAUUUUUAGCUGCAAAACUUACCAUGCUUUGGUCAUACUAGUAAAUAUUGGUUUAUUAUUUAUUAAUAUUCAUGAAAAGACCAAAUUUGGCAAUAGGCAGCAGUUUCAAUGAGCAGCAUAGUUGCAAUGCCUACUCUGGCCACAAUCCUACACAGUGCACCUUUUUAAGUCUCACUCGAAUCACAGAAUACUGUUAAACCUGUAGACAGCUGCUUGGCUUUGACACUCUUUACUUUCACACGGUCUCCUGACCAGAUCAGAUUUGUUUUUUAAUCAUGUUAUCACCACACAAGUUCUCGAAUAUGCACAUUGAAGUGGAAGAAUAGUUCUAGAUUCACCUUAACCAAGUAGUUUCCCCUCCUAACUGUAUUGGUAAGCACUUUAUAAUAUAUAAACAUUUACUAAGCACUGGGGUGAAACUAAAUGCAAAUGGUGAGCCGUAGUGUGGCGAUAUCUUUUGGGGAUCAUGGAAUCAUUAGAUUGGAUGUCCUGAGUCCUGACCUGGGGGGUGUAUAUAGGGGUGCAAGUCAUUUCUCCACACUUGUGCCCUGUCCUCUGCCCUACCUGACUUGGUGAAAAUCAGUUUUAUAUGGGACAUUCAUUUAACAUUCAGAUACAACAAACAUGAUGUAUCUGGAAAAGAAAUUAGGCCUUCUGGCACACGAGAAAAUCGGUCUGUCUUAAACUUGGCUUCACAGAUUGCUUUUCAUAGAUCACAUUUGUAAUUUGAAUGUUAAAUGAAUGUCCCAUGUCAAACUGACUUCACCAACAUCAGCAAUGAGGACUGAGGAAAGGACACGAGUCUGGAUAAAGACUUGAACAAUAGGUGUCUAGAGUAUUACUCCAAUGGCCGAUGUCAUUGAUGUGGGUGGCAGCCCUAUAGCCAAUCCUCAUUUAUGAAGGACAUGGCUGAAGUUGAUGAAACUCAAACACAUUCAUUCAUUAUAGGACUUCAACUGUCUGUGUUUUUAUUUUGUCAUCACGUCAUUGUGACUUUUCCCAAUAAAUACAAAAAUAAAGGGUU
Molecule: messenger RNA, 3135 nt
Organism: Engraulis encrasicolus (European anchovy)
Lineage: Eukaryota; Metazoa; Chordata; Actinopteri; Clupeiformes; Engraulidae
Gene: ube2g1b
Product: ubiquitin-conjugating enzyme E2G 1b (UBC7 homolog, yeast)
Exons: 6
Coding region: 221-730 (169 amino acids)
Biological process (GO): ubiquitin-dependent protein catabolic process; protein polyubiquitination
Molecular function (GO): ubiquitin conjugating enzyme activity
Source: RefSeq, a predicted model, not a curated record